AUGGUUGAGAGAGACAUCCUAGCUGCAUUGACACCCCUCCGGGUAUCUAUUGACACUCUCACGGCAAGAGUAGAGACUUAUAAGAGUCUACAAGGGGCUACUUCAGAGGUUACGUCUUUGAGAGCCGAGGUUGCAAAUUUGAGAAAGGAUGUGGACUAUCUGAAGUCCACAGACUUCACUUCCCUCUUUGAGUUAACUGAGGAUCGGAAUGCUCUGACCAUUUCUAAGAUGCCUCCAGCCACCACCAGAGAUGUACCUAUCGACAAUAUUGCUACUGAUGAGUCAGAGGCGGAGACCGAUGAGGAGCAUCUUGGGGAGCGAGAUCCCGUCAUAUAG
This is a messenger RNA of Solanum stenotomum, 336 nucleotides long. RefSeq lists its product as uncharacterized. The transcript has a single exon. The coding region runs from base 1 to 336 and encodes 111 amino acids. The record is from RefSeq and is a predicted model, not a curated record. NCBI's taxonomy places the organism in Eukaryota, Viridiplantae, Streptophyta, Magnoliopsida, Solanales, Solanaceae.